ACGUACACUAUUUACAAACCACAUCCAUUCCCUCUACAUUAUUUCCUCCAUUUCUCUUCUUCCUUCGGAACUCCAUCACCUUCCUCCCUGGCUCUCCGCAGUCACCUUCUCUCAGGUAGUUGUUUUAUUUUGAAGAAUUCUUGGAGAAAAGAAGCGUAUGAAGUUCUUUUAUCUUCAUAAUUUGAGGAACGAAGAUGGUGGCUUCAUCGGCAAUGGCGUCUGUAGUGGGAAAUGGUUUGUCCAGUAGUAAAACCAGAACAAGUGUUUCCAAGGAAAUUUAUGGGGGGCAGUUUGUCCAAUCCUCAUGCCUUUCAUCAAUGAAUAACAUGUGUAAAGUAGUAUAUAUUAGAGCAUCACUAGAUCAAAGGAGAAAUGAUGGAAGAAGAGGUUUUCUUAAAUUGUUGCUUGGUAACUCUGGACUUGCUGUACCUGCAUUAUUAGGCAAUGGAAAAGCUAUUGCUGAUGAGCAAGGUGUAUCCAAUUCAAGGAUGUCCUAUUCUAGAUUUUUGGAGUAUCUAGAUAAGGAUAGAGUGACAAGAGUUGAUUUGUUUGAAAAUGGAACUAUUGCUAUUGUUGAGGCUAUAUCUCCAGAAUUGGGUAACCAAGUCCAGAGAGUGCGUGUACAACUCCCAGGCCUCAGCCAGGAGCUCCUUCAAAAGCUUAGGGAGAAGAAUAUCGACUUUGCUGCCCAUAAUGCACAAGAGGACUCUGGUUCUCUUUUGUUUAAUUUAAUUGGAAACUUGGCCUUCCCUUUAAUUUUGAUAGGGGGUCUAUUCCUUCUCUCACGACGGUCUUCUGGGGGAAUGGGUGGGCCUGGAGGGCCUGGUUUCCCUCUUGCCUUUGGUCAAUCAAAGGCUAAGUUCCAAAUGGAACCAAACACUGGUGUCACGUUUGAUGACGUUGCUGGCGUGGAUGAAGCAAAGCAAGAUUUUAUGGAGGUGGUGGAAUUCCUGAAGAAGCCUGAGAGAUUCACUGCUGUGGGCGCUCGUAUUCCUAAGGGAGUUCUUCUUGUUGGUCCUCCAGGUACUGGAAAGACAUUGCUAGCAAAGGCAAUCGCUGGUGAAGCAGGUGUUCCAUUUUUCUCGAUUUCAGGUUCUGAGUUUGUUGAGAUGUUUGUUGGAGUCGGUGCCUCAAGAGUCCGUGAUCUUUUCAAGAAGGCCAAGGAAAAUGCUCCCUGCAUUGUGUUUGUUGAUGAAAUUGAUGCUGUUGGCCGUCAAAGAGGAACUGGUAUUGGUGGAGGCAAUGAUGAAAGGGAGCAAACGCUAAACCAGCUCUUGACAGAAAUGGAUGGUUUUGAAGGGAAUACUGGUAUAAUUGUUAUUGCAGCUACUAACCGUGCUGAUAUUCUCGACUCUGCCUUAUUGAGGCCAGGAAGGUUUGAUAGACAGGUCACUGUUGAUGUCCCAGAUAUUCGUGGAAGAACAGAGAUCCUAAAGGUUCAUGCAAGUAAUAAAAAGUUUGACUCAGAUGUAUCACUUGAAGUGAUAGCUAUGAGGACACCUGGUUUCAGUGGAGCAGAUCUUGCUAAUCUCUUAAAUGAGGCAGCUAUUCUGGCUGGUCGGCGUGGAAAGACAGCCAUCUCAUCAAAAGAAAUCGAUGAUUCAAUUGACAGGAUAGUUGCUGGAAUGGAAGGAACAGUCAUGACAGAUGGCAAGAGCAAAAGUCUUGUGGCAUACCAUGAAGUGGGUCAUGCCAUCUGCGGAACUUUGACCCCUGGGCAUGAUGCUGUUCAGAAGGUCACCUUAGUUCCACGUGGUCAAGCACGCGGUUUGACGUGGUUCAUCCCUGCAGAUGAUCCAACCUUGAUAUCAAAGCAGCAACUUUUUGCCAGAAUUGUUGGUGGGCUCGGUGGAAGAGCUGCUGAGGAGGUUAUAUUUGGUGAGCCGGAGGUGACAACUGGCGCAGUCGGUGAUUUGCAACAGAUCACUGGCUUGGCCAAGCAGAUGGUUGUUACUUUUGGCAUGUCCGACAUAGGUCCGUGGUCACUGAUGGACGCAUCUGCCCAAAGUGCUGACGUGAUCAUGAGAAUGAUGGCAAGGAAUUCCAUGUCCGAAAAGCUUGCUGAAGAUAUUGAUGCUGCAGUCAAGAGGAUUUCAGAUGAGGCUUAUGUGAUUGCAUUAAGCCACAUCCGGAACAACCGUGAAGCAAUUGAUAAGAUCGUGGAAGUCCUUCUUGAGAAGGAGACUAUGACAGGAGAUGAAUUUCGGGCUAUUCUUUCGGAGUUUGUGGAGAUUCCAGCUGAAAAUAGAGUUCCUCCUACACCAGCUCCAGUAACUGCACAAUAGCAUACCAUAUUCUUUAAAAUCCUAUUGAUAGAAAUGCAAUUAUUGUUUCUUGUAUAAGUUCCUAGUCGCACUGGUGUAGUAACAGAAGUGAAACAGAUGAGCUGUUGCCCCCUGUGUCUUGUGCAGAGAUUGGUAUAGUCAGUGCAGAAGCGAGCAAAGAACGGUAACCAUUUUUUCUGCCGCUUCAUUUCCAGUUGGCUCUUGAACCUAUUUUUCCAGAAA
Sesamum indicum (sesame) is the source of this 2507-nucleotide messenger RNA. RefSeq names its product ATP-dependent zinc metalloprotease FTSH 2, chloroplastic. The record is from RefSeq and is a predicted model, not a curated record. Lineage: Eukaryota; Viridiplantae; Streptophyta; Magnoliopsida; Lamiales; Pedaliaceae. Gene Ontology annotation, biological process: proteolysis. Gene Ontology annotation, molecular function: ATP hydrolysis activity; metalloendopeptidase activity; ATP binding. Gene Ontology annotation, cellular component: chloroplast thylakoid membrane.